Molecule: messenger RNA, 591 nt
Organism: Vicia faba (fava bean)
Lineage: Eukaryota; Viridiplantae; Streptophyta; Magnoliopsida; Fabales; Fabaceae
Source: the annotation of a GenBank genome assembly
AUGUCUUCCAUUAAUCCAAAUUCAUCUUCACCGAGUUACAAUUCUCUCCCUACAACCUCAUUUCCCCCACGCGCCACCACACCCUCCAACUACCCCACGCGCCGCCCAUGGGAAACCUUCUUCUCUCUCCAAUCCUUCACUCCUCCUCACUCCCUCAACGAAUCCACCCACCGAAUAAAACGCAACCUCAACCAUUUCCGAAUCAACUACGCCAUGAUAAUCCUCUUCACCCUCUUCCUCAGUCUCCUCUGGCACCCGCUCUCACUCAUCGUCUUCCUCGCCGUCUUCGCCGCCUGGUUCUUUCUCUUCUUCUUCCGUGAUCGCCCUGUCGUCUUCCUAAGUUGCUCCAUCGACGACCGCUUCCUCCUCGCCGCACUCUCCUCCCUCACCGUCGUCGCGCUUGUUUUCACCGGUGUGUGGCUCAACGUCUUGCUCUCGGUUCUUCUUGCUGCUGCGGUGGUUGUUUUGCAUUCGGCUUUUCGGAGUGUUGAUGAUUUGUAUUUAGAUCAAGUAGAGAUCUUUCAUGGAGAUUUGUUUUCGGUUGUUGAUGCUAGUUUCAAUACCAAUCCAACAGGGUACACUAGGAUAUAG